Molecule: messenger RNA, 597 nt
Organism: Necator americanus (New World hookworm)
Lineage: Eukaryota; Metazoa; Nematoda; Chromadorea; Rhabditida; Ancylostomatidae
Exons: 1
Coding region: 1-597 (198 amino acids)
Source: RefSeq, a predicted model, not a curated record
AUGAUGAACGACCUGACCCCCGAGCGGGGCAGGAGGAGACGAGCGGCUAGGGGAGCGUAUAAGAGCAUCGAAAAUGUAGUGAAGAAGACCAGGAACACCCGGCUCCGUGUUCACCUCUUCAACACCACCGUACUUCCUGCUUUGACCUACCCUGCUUCGGAAACCUGGGCACUUCGCAAGCAGGAAGAAAACGCGGUGAGCGUCAUUGAAUGCGUAACUGAGAGAGUAUCCCGUUUCACGCAAGUGAGGGACGGGAUUCAAAGCUCUCUCCUACGUCGGCGAUCAAAGAUUAGAGACGCCGCCGCGUUUGCCAAGGAAAGUAAAAUAAGGUGGGCCGGACACGUGAUGCGCUUUAAUGACAACCGUUGGACCAGAGCCGUGAGCGACUGGGUUCCCCGCGAUAUUAAGCGCACUACAGGAAGACCGCCGACCCGAUGGUCAGAUUUCUUCACGAAGUCCUUCAAAGAAAAAUAUGAUGCUCUUCGUGUCCCACGCGAAAGAAGGAACCACUGGGCUGCUCUGGCACGCGAUCGGGACAAAUGGAAGAAUUACUGGCGCCCGCUCGACCAGUUCGAAGAUCAACUGGAGUCAAGGUGA